CCUUCCAUUGGCAUCGGAGGACUGCAGUUUGGAACCUGUGAUGGAGGUGCAAAGCAUCGCCAGGGAGGAUGGAUAAACAGCCUCUGCAGUCAUCCAAAAUUAACAGAGAAAAUGAUGCCAUUGCCUCUGAAAAUAACAUCCAGCAACUGAGACCAUCUGAAGAGGGGGAAGGAAAGGAAGUUUUUUCCACUGUUGGGGAAACAAAGAGUCAGAGCUGCAAAGGGGGUGAUGAUUUGUCAGACUCUUUCAAUGAAAGUAAAGAGCAGGAAUAUCCAACUGCAUCAGAACAAACAGUUGAGAAAAUAAAAGUUUCAACUGUUUUUUUCUGCACGUUCACCUCAGUGAAGUUGUGGAGUCUUGGGCGUCAUCUGAAAACCCAUUCGGAUGAGAAACAUCACGCGUGUCACCUCUGCCCCAGCUUCCGUACAGCAGCCCUGCUGCACAGCCGUAACACACACACAGGGAACAAACCCCAUAAAUGCAGUGAGUUUGACACAGCCUUUGUGACCCGAGGGGAACUUGCACGACACAGGAGGUACAAGCACACUUUGGAGAAGCCUUUCAAGUGCACAAUAUGUGAAUACUCCAGUGUGGAAGCCAGCAAGAUGAGGCGCUGCGUUCGCUCGCACACGGGAGAGCGGCCCUUCCCCUGCCACCUGUGCAGCCAUGCCAGCAAAGAUGCCUGCAAGCUGGAGAGGCACGUGUUAACUCACACAGAUAAAAAAUGCUAUGAGUGUUAUGUUUGCCAGGCCAGAUUCACUCAGAGAGGCACCAUGAAAAUCCAUGUGUUACAGAAACAUGGAGAAAAUGGGCCAAAACACCAAUGUCCCCAUUGUAGUGCUUUCCUUUCUCGAAAAAGUGAUUUGGGUUUACAGAGUAAUAUAUGUAAGCAUGCUGAAAAUCGUGGAUUGGUGAGGGCAAAAACUGCUACACCCAGAAAAGGAAGGAAAGGCAAAAAUAAAAUCCAUGAGAACCCGAAGCGUGCUAAGGCAGAAGUUGCCCUGAAAUUAUUCCCAGAUGACUCUACUGUGAAAAAUGAACAUUGUGCCAGUGAGAUUGUUCCUGUUUCAGAUGGGACAGAAACAGCAACUCCAAGGGAACACAGAGCAGAAGCAGCUCAGUAAAUGGAUCCUCAGCAUGAUGGACAAACAAUGCACAAACAGACUGGUCUUCCUUGUUCUCAGUAGUUGUAACUCAAAGUGUGGCACUACCUCCAGUUAGAAAGGUGGAAAAGAUGCUGGUUGGAAGCUGUUGAAGCCCUUCUCAUGUGCUCAUGUUUCUUCUGGCUGCAGUUUCUACUGUGUGACCUAAAUACCAUUGCAAAUUAUGAAAAUUAGAGGCAACUUUCACCUGGUUUAUUACAUACAGGUAAUAACAGAA
This is a messenger RNA of Zonotrichia leucophrys gambelii, 1380 nucleotides long. It is a transcript of the gene CTCFL, whose product is annotated as CCCTC-binding factor like. Gene Ontology annotation, biological process: regulation of transcription by RNA polymerase II. Gene Ontology annotation, molecular function: DNA-binding transcription factor activity, RNA polymerase II-specific. The record is from RefSeq and is a predicted model, not a curated record. Gene Ontology annotation, cellular component: nucleus. Lineage: Eukaryota; Metazoa; Chordata; Aves; Passeriformes; Passerellidae.